AGCCCAAGCGCUACGAGGAGCAGGGAAGCAUCCGUUCUCACCGGUGCAGCCAAGCGGCGGGGAGGCCGCAGCCGCUCGCUUCUCCCGCCUCGCCCUUCCUCAGUGCCCGCUCUCCGGUAACGCGAGGCGCAGCAGACAGAACUGACCGUCCCGACUCAGUCCCCCUCCGUCGCGCCCCGUCCCGCAGGGGCCGUGGUCUCGCCCGGAAGCGGCGGGCGGGGCCUGUCGCCGAGCUCCGGCGGCGGAGGCGCUGGCACCCGAACAAUAGUGGAGUGGGGCGGUGGGGGUGGACGGCGCACGGAUCGGUGGUGAGUGGGGUCUGCGCUGCCGCGGUUCUGGUGGUGACGGCGCCGGCGGAGCUGGAGCGUCCACACAGGGCACUAUGAACGAAGAGCAGUUUGUGAGCAUCGACUUGGACGAUGACAACGUCUGCAGCGUCUGCAAGCUGGGGACCGAGAAGGAAACGCUUUCUUUUUGCCACGUUUGUUUUGAGCUGAACAUCGAAGGAGUGCCAAAGACAGAUCUUCUACAUACACGAUCUUUAAGGGGGCACAGAGACUGCUUUGAAAAAUUCCACUUAAUAGCAAAUCAGGACUGUCCACGAUCAAAGCUCUCUAAAAGUCCAUAUGCAGAAGUAAAAAAUAUUUUGAGCAAAAAAAUUAACUGGAUCAUACAUUAUGCACAAAACAAGGAUUUAGACUCUGAUCCUGAAAGCUCAAAACCAUCCCAACACCAGCUUUUUAACUUCAGACAUCAGACUGAUAGAAAAUUACUCCCGCAAUUUGACUCCCCAGUACCUAGAUACUCUGCAAAAUGGAUAGAUGGGAAUUCUGGAGGCAUCUCAAGCUGCUCACAAACUCUUUUGGAACAAAGAGAAUCUGCUGAUUUUAGACUUGGUGUUUUACAAGAAACAGGUGCUGCCUUCUGCUGCAACAGUGUUCUGUGGUCAAGUCACAAACAGGUUCAAAAAGCUGAAAAAGCUGAAGGUGAUCCCCUUGGCAGUGUUCAUAGAAGGCAUCCUCAGUACAACAGGGAAGAAUUGGCUAUGAUGUCUCUUGGAGAUCUAAAACAACUUAAUGAAAAGCUGCUCAAGCAAAUUCAGGAUGUGUUUGAGGAGCUGACACAGCAAGUCCAAGAAAAGGAUUCUUUGGCCUCCGAGCUCAACGUCCGGCAUAUUGCUAUCGAGCAGCUGCUGAAGAACUAUUCCAAACUGCCCUGUCUACAGAUGGGACGAGCAGGGAUGAAAUCAAAUGUCCCCAUAUAAAGGGAUAAGAUGUCUGUCCUCCUGCAGAGCUAACUUUCCCUAACAGCUUUGAUAACCAUUAAGUAUGCACAGAUAUUUAGAAGCUUUUGAGGAAACUUGGGCAGCUCUCUCUUUGUGUUCAUAAUCUUUGACAAGUCUUGUUUCACUUUGGUUUUAACAAAAAAGGUGAAUAUUUUAAGCAUUAAAGUCAAUUGUAAUAAGGUUUAUUCAUAUUUAGGGAUGAAUUUCUUUUCCCAUAACUAUGCAUGAGCCUUGAAAUGAACUCUGUGUUUUGUUGAUAAUAAAAUUGUUUCUAACAAAGAAAGACCUGAAGCCUGGAAACCUGCUUCCUUCAUUCAGAGUUAAAAGUAACAUUUGAGUUUUGAUCAGGUCUGAUCGUGUUACAUCCAAGAGAGCUUUAAGGAGAGAAACAGUAUUAAUGAGACUCCUGAUUUCUUAUUUAUUAUAAGCAAUAUUUUAUUAAUGAAAUUUUAUACUAAAUAUCACUAUUUUUAGGUACUUUUCCAGAUCUCUUUAUAAAAUGUCUGAGUUAUGCUGUGUAAUGUUUAUGCCUUGUACAUGAUUGUUUCUCUUUUUUCAGGUCUGUAUCUUUCAUGAUACAAUUCUUCUGAAGUCUUGUUUCCCAAAGAGAUGAAUUUCACAUGUUUAAAGAAAUAAAAAUGUGAUGGCGCAUCACUUAUUUUUUAUCAGCUUUAUAACUGAAGAGUUUUGUUCAUGAGAGAUGUUUAAAAAAAGAAAAAGCACAACAUUUCUUUAAAAAAAAAAAUCCAUGCUUUGGUUAAUGCAUAAAAGUUGAAGUUGUUUUUUAUGUGUGAAAUUUUCAGUGCUGAGAGAUCUUUGACUGAAUUAAAUAAAUUUGUAAUACCACA
This is a messenger RNA of Pogoniulus pusillus (Red-fronted tinkerbird), 2133 nucleotides long. It is a transcript of the gene C12H21orf91, whose product is annotated as chromosome 12 C21orf91 homolog. NCBI's taxonomy places the organism in Eukaryota, Metazoa, Chordata, Aves, Piciformes, Lybiidae. Bases 383 to 1264 code for a protein of 293 amino acids. The record is from RefSeq and is a predicted model, not a curated record. The transcript is spliced from 5 exons.